Vitis riparia (riverbank grape) is the source of this 3181-nucleotide messenger RNA. RefSeq lists its product as uncharacterized. The transcript has 2 exons. NCBI's taxonomy places the organism in Eukaryota, Viridiplantae, Streptophyta, Magnoliopsida, Vitales, Vitaceae. The record is from RefSeq and is a predicted model, not a curated record. Gene Ontology annotation, cellular component: intracellular membrane-bounded organelle. Bases 258 to 3011 code for a protein of 917 amino acids.
GACUUUCAUGGAGGAAUCUCUAGAAGACUCUUAGUGAUACAUUGGAUUACUGUCGCUCGAGCUUUACUCCACCUUUGCUUUCUUAUCAGACUUGUUGAAAAUUCAAAUUUGACAGUUUUUUUUUUUUUUUUUUUCAUUUCUUGUGGCUAUCCACAGGGAGUCAGCUAUAUAUCUUGAAAUCUGCAGAGCUCUACUCACACAAGAAGGGAGAUUUCUUCUUCUUCUUCUUCUUCUUCUUCUUCUUCCUCUUGAUCACCAUGGUUUUGGGUUUCUGUUCAACCACCCCUUUACAGGGGUGGGUUCAACCAGCAUGGCUUCAUGCCUUCUUGUUUUUAGUCCUCUCCACAGUCUUUUCUGCAACUUCAGUCUCUUCCUCUCCAACCCAACUCCCUUACGGGGAACACUGCGCUUCCAUCGUACCGGAAUCUCGCCCAACUCGACCGGAAUUCACCACCUCAAGAUUCACCGGCUUCAAGGUCGGUUACUUUACCGGUGGCACUGCAAUUCUAGGCCAAAACUCGUCUCCUUACUCAUCACAAUCCUCAAAGUCUGUGUCGUUUCGAACCCGGAGCCUGUAUGCAACCGAAACCAAAGGCGUGUUCAAGGUUGAAGGGCGUUUGGUCCUUGCAAGCGAUGGUAUGUACUAUUUUGAGGGAGAUUCGAAUCAUGGCAGACUGUCAUUUCCCCAGCUACAAGGGUUCUGGUCAGAAUCUUCUGGGGAGCUUUGCAUGGUGGGGUUGGGUUCUGCCUACUCCAAUGGAGGUAACUUGCUUCGUCUCUCUGCUGUUCUUAAGCUCAGUAAUGUCAAAAACUCAAGUACCAUUACUGAUUUGGUGACUGGUACUUUGAAGAGCUUGAAUUCCGCUCAUGAUUCAAACUAUUUUGAACCAAUUUCGAUAUUAUUCUUUCCUGAAAUGAGUUACAAGUACACUCUGGCUUCAUCUGGUACUGGGUGUCCUGGUGGGGCUGAUGUUCCAAAGACUGCAUCACUCAGCACAGACUCCAUGAACGGUAUCUGUUCCAUACUCUCCAUGGAACGGUUUGGAUUGGAAUAUGCCCAUGACUGCAACCCAUCUCAGAAUUGCAGUCCUUUUGGUGGGGGUAUUGGGUAUUUGCCUCAAUUCAUAUCCUUUACAGGAUUUCAAUGUUCAGAUGAUGAAGAAAAGCUACAAGUUAUGGUAAAAUUUCAGAACAGUAGCUAUGGUUAUUACAGAGCUUACAAUCCCAGCACAACACUGAUUGGGGAGGGAUCAUGGGAUGUGAACAAGAAUCAGCUCUGUCUUGUUGCUUGCCGAAUCUUGAAUGAGGGGGAUUCUCUGGUUGAUGCUCGUAUCGGUGAUUGUUCGAUUAAAUUAAGCCUGAGAUUUCCCUCAAUCUUGUCCAUCAGAAACAGAAAUACUGUUGUGGGGCAAAUUUGGAGUGACAAAACUGUCAAUGAUCCCGGUUUCUUCAGUAAGAUCAUGUUCCAAAGCAUCAGGAAUAGGAUGACGGCGAUUCCAGGCUCGAAAUAUGAGUACACUGAAAUUGAACGAGCAAGAAAGUUGUGCCUGAAAAAGAACCCUGCUGAGAAAAAAGGGGUGGCAUACCCUAAUGGAUACUCUUCUGAUAUGCAGCUUGACAUGUCUGUUCGAAACUCAACCCAUCAAAUGGGAUGGGCUUAUUCAGAGCUCAUAACUUUGGGUGAUAAGUUCUAUGAUCGAUAUGCCCAAUCUAUAGUCAGCAUAGAAGACUCUUUAGAAACAAAUGCCAGUGAUAGCAGACUAAUGAAUGUGAGCUACCGGAUAAGCUUAACACUGGAACCUGGUGUUAAAUUCGGUGAUAUGAUCAUCAGCCCCUCUAACUUUUCAGGUAUAUACACACCAGUAGAAAUUUUUGCUGAAGGGAUUUAUGAUGCCAAAACAGGAUUCCUGUGUAUGGUGGGCUGUAGAAAGCUGAGCUCACCAGUAAAAACAUCAAGCAAUGACUCCAUGGACUGUGAGAUUCUUGUGAAUCUUCAGUUUCCUCAAUUAAAUUCAAAGAAUAGAGGUUAUAUCAAGGGAAGCAUGGAAAGCACAAGAGAAAAAUCUGAUCCUCUUUACUUUGAACAUCUGGACUUGUCUGCAAACUCUUUCUUUGGAGCAAGACAAUCGAUUUGGAGGAUGGAUUUUGAGAUCAUCAUGGUUCUGAUAUCUCACACACUUUCGUGUGUCUUUGUGGGACUGCAACUCUUUUAUGUGAAAAAGCACUCUGAAGUGCUUCCUUCCAUCUCACUGGUCAUGCUUGUGGUUCUUACUUUGGGUUAUAUGAUCCCUCUUGUACUGAACUUUGAAGCCUUAUUUUUGGGGAGCCAUGAUCAGCGAAGUGCCUUGCUUGAGAGCGGUGGAUGGAUUAAAGCGAAUGAGGUGAUCGUGCGGAUAGUUACAAUGGUGGUUUUUCUGCUGCAAUUCCGUCUUCUCCAGCUCACAUGGGCAGCAAAAUUGAAAGAGGGUCACCAAAAGGGCUCAUGGGCUGCAGAGAAGAAGGUUCUCUAUCUGGCUUUACCAUCAUAUGUAGCUGGCUGCCUAAUUGCCUUGUUUUUCAACAGGGGAAAGAAUGAAUAUGGUGCUGCAGUUCAAUCCUAUUCCCUUCCAGAUUACCAGCAACAUUCCCUUUGGGGGGACUUGAGAUCUUAUGCUGGCUUGGUCCUAGACGGUUUCCUCUUCCCUCAAAUCCUGCUCAACAUGUUCACAAGCUCAACAGAGAAAGCUCUUUCCCAUUCAUUUUAUGUUGGAACCACUUUUGUUCGACUGCUGCCACACACAUAUGAUCUUUACAGGGCUCAUAACAAUGCUAUCAGCUUUAAUGGCUCAUACAUUUAUGCGAAUCCUGGUGCAGACUUUUACUCCACUGCUUGGGAUGUCAUCAUCCCUUGUGGGGGUCUGCUGUUUUCUGCUAUCAUUUUCUUGCAGCAGCGGUUUGGUGGUCGUUGCAUCCUCCCCAAAAGAUUCAGGGAGUUGGAAGCAUAUGAGAAGAUACCAGUGGUUAGCACUUAGCAGUGAGAGUAAUAGCUAAAGGAAUCUAGAACUUCAACUCUGUGUUAAAUUCUGUUGUUUUAUCACUGGAAUUGAGUGAUUCUGUGUUUUGUUUCUUCUGCAUUUUCUGCUUGUAAGAGAAGUUGUGUUUUCUAAACCAUCCUUUGAAUGCUCCCUUUGUUCUGUGACUU